AUGCUGGCCCCGUCGGCCCAGGAGACAGCGGUCCCGAUGUCCCAGACCGAGGCCGACCUGGCCCUGCAGCCCCCACCGCCUCUCGCCGCCGUGGGGCAGCCCCGCCUCGGGCCCCCUCCUCGCCGGGCGCGCCGCUUCUCCGGGAAGGCUGAGCCCCGGCCCCGUUCUUCCCGCCUCAGCCGCCGCAGCUCAGUCGACUUGGGGCUGCUGAGCUCUUGGUCCCAGCCAGCCUCAUCUGUUCCGGAGCCCCCAAGUCCUCCGGACUCUACUGGUGCCUGCCCGGUGAGGAGCCCAGCGCCCAACUCCGAAGAGCCCCCCGAGGGCAUGUGCACCGGGGGAGCCCCGGUGAAGGCUGCAGACUCUGCUUCCGAACUCGCGGGCUCCGCAGGAGUCCUGGGGUCUGGGGAGCCACCGAGGCUCCCCGAAGUCACAGCCCGAGAGCGGCGGCGGGAGCUGGAGGAGAAGGAGGACACGGAGACACAGGCUGUGGCGACGUCCCCAGACGGUCGAUACCUCAAGUUUGACAUCGAGAUUGGACGUGGCUCCUUCAAGACUGUGUAUCGAGGGCUGGACACGGACACCACGGUGGAGGUGGCCUGGUGUGAGCUGCAGACUCGGAAGCUGUCUCGGGCUGAGCGUCAGCGUUUCUCGGAGGAGGUGGAGAUGCUCAAGGGACUGCAGCACCCCAACAUCGUUCGCUUCUAUGACUCGUGGAAGUCAGUGCUGAGGGGCCAGGUUUGCAUCGUGCUGGUCACCGAACUCAUGACCUCGGGCACGCUCAAGACGUACCUGAGGAGGUUCCGCGAGAUGAAGCCACGAGUCCUUCAGCGCUGGAGCCGUCAAAUCCUGCGGGGGCUUCAUUUCCUACACUCCCGGGUUCCCCCCAUACUGCACCGGGAUCUCAAAUGUGACAAUGUCUUUAUCACUGGCCCCUCGGGCUCGGUCAAGAUUGGGGACCUGGGCCUGGCUACGCUCAAGCGUGCCUCCUUCGCCAAGAGCGUCAUUGGGACCCCGGAGUUCAUGGCCCCCGAGAUGUACGAGGAAAAGUACGAUGAGGCCGUGGACGUGUACGCGUUCGGCAUGUGUAUGCUGGAGAUGGCUACCUCGGAGUACCCGUACUCCGAGUGCCAGAAUGCCGCGCAAAUCUACCGCAAGGUCACUUCGGGCACAAAGCCCAACAGCUUCUACAAGGUGAAGAUGCCAGAGGUGAAGGAGAUCAUUGAAGGCUGCAUCCGCACGGAUAAGAACGAGAGGUUCACAAUCCAGGACCUCCUGGCUCACGCCUUUUUCCGCGAGGAGCGCGGCGUACACGUGGAGCUGGCGGAGGAGGACGACGGCGAGAAGCCAGGCCUCAAGCUCUGGCUGCGCAUGGAGGACGCGCGGCGAGGGGGUCGGCCGCGGGACAACCAGGCCAUUGAGUUCCUCUUCCAGCUGGGCCGGGACGCGGCCGAGGAGGUGGCGCAGGAGAUGGUGGCUCUGGGCUUGGUCUGCGAAGCUGAUUACCAACCAGUGGCCCGAGCAGUACGUGAGCGGGUUGCUGCAAUACAGCGGAAGCGUGAGAAGCUUCGCAAAGCUCGAGGGUUGGAGGCCCUCCCACCCCCACCAGGACCCCCACCAGCAACUGUCCCCAUGGUUCCUGGCCCCCCCAGUGCCUUUCCCCCUGAGCCCGAGGAGCCUGAGGCAGACCAGCACCAGCCCUUCCUCCUUCGCCAUGCCAGCUACUCAUCUACCACCUCGGAUUGUGAGACUGAUGGCUACCUCAGCUCCUCUGGCUUCCUGGAUGCCUCAGACCCUGCCCUUCAGCCCCCUGGGGGGGUGCCAUCCAGCCCCGCUGAGUCCCAUCUCCGCCUGCCCUCGGCUUUUGCUCUAUCCAUUGCACGUUCUAGCCCUGGCAGUGACUUUGCCCCCGGGGACAGCUAUGCCUCUGAUGCAGCAUCAGACCUUAAUGACAUGGGAGAAGGGUCGGGAAGGAUGAGGAGACCUCCAGGGAGAAAUCUCCGCCGCAGACCCCGAUCCCGGCUGCGGGUCACUAAUGUCUUAGACCAGAAUGACAGAGUGGUUGAGUGCCAGCUACAGACACACAACAGCAAGAUGGUGACCUUCCGAUUUGAUCUGGAUGGGGACAGCCCAGAGGAGAUCGCAGCUGCCAUGGUGUAUAAUGAGUUCAUUCUACCCUCGGAGAGAGAUGGAUUCCUGAACCGCAUUCGGGAGAUUAUCCAGCGAGUGGAGACCCUGUUGAGGAGAGACACUGGUCCUGUGGAGGCUGUUGAGGACACUCUGGGCUCCCAGGAGGAGCCAGCACCACUGCCUGUCCUUCCGGGGCCCCUCACAGACCUUUCUAGUGCAGAGCCCCAGAGCAGUACCUCCCUGGAGCAGAGGAGCUGGGCAGUCUUCUCCACCUCCCCAUCUUCUCCUGGAACCUCCCUGCCUCCUGGAAACCCUUUUUGCCCUGGAACUCCUCUUUUCCCAGGUCCCAUCUUCCCCAUCACUUCUCUCCCAUGUCGUCCCAGCCCCUCCCCAUUCCCCCUCAUUUCUUCCCAGGUCUUCUCAUAUCCCCCUCCAUACCCCUCCAGCUCUUCUCCACUUCCACUCUCCUCAAGUGCAUCCCAGUUUCCAAUCCCAUCCUCUCAGUUUCCCCAGAGCUCUCUCCCCCCAAGUUCUCCACCCACAUCCUCUCCCAGUUGUUCCCAGCUCACUCCUAACCCCCCUUCCUUUCCUCCAAGUCCCUCCCUUCCCCCUCUCCCAUCCACCACAGCAGCCCCUCUCCUCUCUCUGGCUAGUGCCUUCUCGCUGGCUGUGAUGACCAUGGCCCAGUCCUUGCUAUCCCCCUCACCUGGGCUCAUUUCCCAGUCUCCUUCAGCCCCUCCUGGGACCCUCCCCAGCCUGCCCUCUCCCCCUUCCCUUGCUCCGUGUGACCAGAAGAGCCCUCUGCCCCUCACAGCUGAGAUGGAGAGUGAGGCCUCCCCAAAUCCUGCUCGGCCAUUCCUGGGUGAAGCCAGACUGGCACCCAUCUCUGAAGAGGGAAAACCCCAGCUUGUUGGGCGUUUCCAAGUGACUUCAUCCAAGGAGCCAGCUGAGCCUCCUCCCCUGCAGCCAACAUCCCCAACACUCUCUGGUGCUCUGAACCCUCCAACCCCUCAGCUGGCCUUGGAGAGCUCAGACACAGAGGACAGUGCUGGAGGCGGGCCAGAGACCAGGGAGGCUCUGGCUGAGAGUGACCGUGCCACUGAGGGCCUAGGGGCUGGAGUUGAGGAGGAGGAAGGGGGCGAUGGAAAGGAGCCCCAAGGAGGGGGCAGCCCCCCUCCCCUGAGCCAUCCCAGCCCCGUGUGGAUGAGCUACUCCUACAGUAGCCUGUGUCUGAGCAGUGAGGACUCAGAGAGCAGUGGGGAGGAUGAGGAGUUCUGGGCUGAGCUUCAGAGUCUUCAGCAAAAGCACUUGUCAGAGGUGGAAGCUCUACAGACACUGCAGAAAAAGGAAAUUGAGGACUUGUACAGUCGGCUCGGGAAGCAGCCCCCACCGGGUAUAGUGGCCCCUGCCGCCAUGCUGUCCAGCCGCCAACGGCGCCUCUCCAAGGGCAGCUUCCCCACCUCGCGUCGCAACAGCCUGCAGCGCUCUGAACCUCCAGGCCCUGGCAUCAUGCGAAGGAACUCUCUGAGUGGCAGCAGCACCGGCUCCCAGGAGCAGCGGGCAAGCAAGGGGGUGACAUUCGCCGGGGAUGUUGGCAGGAUGGUGAGGGCGGGCCCAAGGGAGGGAGAGCCCAGGGAAUGGUAACUGGCUGCAGCUUCACCCUCCUCCCACCCCGGAGGUUUCUUCAGUGUUUUUCUUUUCCCUCCAGUGAAUUCAGAACAGAAGCCAAAUGUCUCCUCUACACCAGGGCGUACCAUGGAGCUCAUGCUCACAGAACCUGCUGCUUUUCUGACUGACACAACUCAGCAAGGAAGAUCCCAGUCCCAGCACUUAGGGGAUGGAAGGCCAGGGGACAUGGAGAGUGUGGGCCCAUUCUAGGGAAGAGUCAGACAGGAGGCUGUUUGCUGUGUGUAGAAGACAGGGGUCAACCACUAAGCAAUCUCACCAAAGCCCAGAUGCUUCUAGAGGGCCUACUCCCAACUGGGUGUUCUCACACACAGCAGCAGCCAAUAAAAAUGCUGGAAACCAUGACUCUGAAUUGUAUCUGUCAUGCUGUAGGAGCUGGGGGCAAAGCCUUGUGGGGUGAGGCAGGGGAGACAUUAGAAGGAACUUUCCUCUCACGAGAGGUGGGGGUGGAAGCUGCUUAGCCUUCUGGCUGCCUGCUAGCAGUUCAUGAGGAAACUACAAGGUCAUGAUCCACUUGACCAGGCCAAGAUCACCUCUAGACUCCGCCCUAGGCCUGCAUAGGCAGGCCCCAGUAGAAGUUAAAAGAAUGAAGACUGCUUGUCCUUCAUCCACCUGUCUCUCUAGGUGUGGGAAAGGCAGUAGAGAGGAAAAAUGAAGUAAAGCAUGUGUUGUUUUUGGCCAUGGAGGACAGAGAGUGACCUUCCUUGUCCCCAGACAUGGUUCAGUCUCAAACAGCCCAGUGACCCGCCGUGAUCUCUCCCUUAAAUCAGGUGGAAAGAUCUCACGGAAAAAGUAAUUCUGGUUAAACAUUUACGGCUCCCUGGGGCAAUGCUACUGCCACAGCUACAGCCUGUGGAGCUUUCCAGCUCAUGAAGUGCCAUGCAGUCUCUCAGCCCCACCACACUCACUUGGCUCCAGGAG
Loxodonta africana (African savanna elephant) is the source of this 4734-nucleotide messenger RNA. RefSeq names its product WNK lysine deficient protein kinase 4 (gene WNK4). The record is from RefSeq and is a predicted model, not a curated record. Gene Ontology annotation, molecular function: ATP binding; protein serine/threonine kinase activity; potassium channel inhibitor activity. Gene Ontology annotation, cellular component: cytoplasm; cytosol. NCBI's taxonomy places the organism in Eukaryota, Metazoa, Chordata, Mammalia, Proboscidea, Elephantidae. Bases 1 to 3771 code for a protein of 1256 amino acids. Gene Ontology annotation, biological process: positive regulation of potassium ion import across plasma membrane; protein phosphorylation; monoatomic ion homeostasis. The transcript has 18 exons.